CCACCUUGAAAGCUUGACAUAAUAACAGAUGCCCCUUUGGUGACUGUUUCUUUUGCAGGGGCUUUGUCGGUGUAGACUUAACCUAACGCAACGCAGCAAGUAUAGAGUUGAUGGCUUAAUAAUUUCCCAGUAACACUUCCGGUUAAACUGUUCACAAAUGUCAUGCGAUUGUGAACAACCAGAAGUCACAACGCAGCGGUAGUUUUGGAUUUGAAGAUGGGGGACGAUUUAGGUGAUGAUUGGUGGGAACAAAAGGGCAAUUCGGAUGCCCCAGGGGGAGAGGAGGAGAGAGAAGAACCAGAGAAAGAGGAGGAGAAACAGCCCACAGAUCAAGCAUCCCCACAGGAGAAGAAAGGAAAGAAGAGGAAGAGUGUAACAGAAAAACCAGUCCCGGCCAAGAAGAAGAAGACUGCACUGAAAUCACAGACUGAGUGUUUUAUGGCUCAGGAGAAGAAAGAGGAUGAGGGAGAAAAAAAGCCCAAGAAAAAGAGGAAGAAGAAGAAGAAGACGAUCACAGACGUCCUCGCCACCUCGGAACCCAAACCGGGCUCUCCAGGUGACCUGCAGAGCCUGGUUCUAGAACACUUCAAAGACAAGCGCUCCGUCAUCGAGCUGGAGGAGCUCAAACUACAGGAUUCCUGCUUUGUGACGAGUAAUGACCUCACACACAGCCUCUCCUCCUACCUGAAAGAAAUUUGUCCCAAAUGGGCUAAGGUCCAGAAGCAGCACACAGAGAAGAGUUCUGUGGUUAUGCUAAUCGUCUGUAGCUCCGCCCUAAGAGUUAUCGAGCUCAUCAAACAGUUGACCACCUUCAAGGGAGAGGCCAAAGUGCUGAAGCUGUUUGCAAAGCACAUCAAGGUAGAGGAGCAGGUGAAGCUCCUACAGAAGGGGGUGACACACAUCGGGGUGGGGACACCAGGGAGACUGAGCGCCCUCAUAGAGAAAGAGGGUCUGACCCUUCCGCCGCUGCGCUUCCUGGUUCUGGACUGGAACUGGAGGGACCAGAAGCUUCGCAGGAUGGUGGACGUCCCUGAGGUCAAAGGUGACUUGCUGAAGCUGCUGGAUACGGGGAUCUUGAAAGAUUGUAGGGAAGGAAAAGUCAAAGUGGGACUGUUCUGAUACAGAUACACAUACACACACCUAGUGUCAUACUACGCCUUAGACUGACACAAACACACACCCAACCAAGUCAAACUGGACCUCUUCUGAUCAUGCUCUCUUUCACACGCAACAAAGUUAAGUAGGGCCCCUCAAACCAAUCCUGUCUCCAUAACAGACAGUGAGACUGCUGGACAUUUCAACCAUCUUCCCUAUCCUGUUUUUACCCUCUCUAUGUGACACUGUGUUGUUCUUGUUCUAUUUUAAGUGACCGUGUAAAAUGUCUGAUAUGGUUUAUACAGUGUUGUAGUUCAACACCACCCGACCGUGUGAUGGUUUGAAUAAAGACAUUCUGAAUGGAA
Coregonus clupeaformis (lake whitefish) is the source of this 1460-nucleotide messenger RNA. RefSeq names its product cms1 ribosomal small subunit homolog (gene cmss1). Gene Ontology annotation, cellular component: 90S preribosome; nucleus. The transcript has 10 exons. Lineage: Eukaryota; Metazoa; Chordata; Actinopteri; Salmoniformes; Salmonidae. The coding region runs from base 217 to 1119 and encodes 300 amino acids. The record is from RefSeq and is a predicted model, not a curated record.